GUUUUUGUUUUAAAUAACGACAAUUUUUACACCUUUAAAAUAAAUGUUCUUCAAGAGAAUUUGUCAAACGCAGCCAAUGUGUUUUCUGGGCUUUCUUAUGCAGACAGUUUUUCUUUCUGAGCAGAGCGAGAUCACAGCCCCUGUUUCUGUUUUAUAAUUAAUACAUUGUAUUUGAAUGCUUGAUUAUUAUCUCCAGAAAGGCUUCUUAACAAAGAGGUCUGACUAUAUUUACGACAGAAGAAAUAAUUCAACAUGUGAGAGAGCAUCUAAAUGUCAGCGUAGUGAAGACCAAAACGGCCCGACUUGCCAGUUUUCUGAGUGCUGCAUGAACACGUCUACAUAAUUUUUUAAGAGUGGUGCAUCUUUGAUUUUCUUUCAUGAUUUCUGUGAAUUCUUUUUACCUUCUUCCCGUCUUGUCUUACGUGUUAAAUCAUGUUCAGUUUGCACAUCAACAAGAGAGGAAAGCAAAGAUUCUUCUUUCCAUUUCCAGAUGAGCCCUUCUUUCCAUCUCGGCGUCUCUCAGCUCACCCUCCUCUCCCUCACUCUCCUCCUUUCCGUCCCACGCACCGUCACAUCGUACCCCCACUCCCUCAACGCCCUCCUACCCAGGGAGGAUGGACAAGACCUGGAGUCUGCCCUCCUUCAACUCCAGGUUGCUCUGGACGACCCGAGCAUGGCCUGGCUCAUCCCUCCAAACGCCCCCCUGCUGGGCCUGCUGGAGACCAGGAGGGAGGAGGAGGAGCGGCCCUGGGAGGAGGAGGUUCUGCUGAGGACCCAGAGAGGAGACCUGAAGGCCCAGCUGCUGUCACCUUUCCCCGGCGGUCACUCUCUGGAGAGCAUGAGCUAUCAGGACGGAGGAGAGGAUGGAGGGAAGAGGAACGAUGCUCUGACCUUCAUCGCCGGAGGACUCCAAGCUGUCAGCCGGGAGAAAGGAGGAUUCGGUUUCCGCUUUGGGAGGAAAUAAUGGACAGUCGGGGGAGGGAUGGAUGAUGGGAGAGGGGGGGACAAGAAGUGAUGAGGAGGGGUUUAAAACGGGAAGCUUUGAGGAGCUUCUUUCAGUAUCAGGUUGAUGAUGCACUCAGCAAUUUUCUUGGCAAUGCAGACGGCUCCCAGCAACUGGCUAGAACUGAAGCGUGUUUAAAUGCUUCAUAGCAACCAAAUGUUGCUGGAAAAAAUUGCACGUUGGCUCACUCUGUUGAAAAGUAGAAAGCAGUAUGAUGCUAAGAGCAGAAGGCUACUGACGCAGAUUCCUAUUGAUUUUCAUCUUUUGUAAUCUAAGUGAAAAAAGAUGAAAAACACUUCACAAUGCUACAGUGGAUUACUUCAGCCGGUUAAUGCGCCAAAUUAAAGUUUGUCCACCAAAAGUGACUGUUUCUUUGUCUCUGAAAGACUCAGAUUUCUGUUCUUUGUGUUUAACUUCUUACAGAAAAGUUACCUACCACAAAGUGUAGACUUAUGGAAGCCCGAAGCAGACAUACCUCCAAACAUUAGAUUUUUCUCUGUCUUCCAUGGUGACGAGUAAUUUCCAGCUACCUCGUUAUCUCGGGACGACACUGCUUUUAACAAGUUAAUGUCUCGAGAUCUUGUGAAAUCAGCUGAUGAGCUGGCGGGACGAUCAGCGUUGUGACCCCGCAAUAACGACAUAAAUAAGUCAAGAUCUCGGAAAUUAAUCAACCAAUGUUUAUCGCUGAUAAACAGGCGUUGUUAUCUCGAGGUAAUUAAGACUUUGGAUCGAUAUUUACUCGUUAUCGCAGGAAAAAGAAGGAAGAAUAAAUGCAUGUCUUCUUCGGGCUUCCGUAGUCCAAACCUCUCUGUUCUUUUCUUUCAUUGUCCUUCUGUUGUUUUAUGUUUGAUUGAGAGUUUACGUGACGGACUCUCUCAAAGAUGAACACUGAGUAAUAAUUUGCAAAUGUGGUAAAAAACAAACAAACAAAUUACUAAAUGAAAAACUUUUUUUUGUUGUUAAGUAAUUUGAAAGAUUUCUGCUCUUACCUCCAGUUUCCACAUACUCCGUGUGUGUCCUAGUUUGCUGCCUUUCUAGUCAUGAUUGAGUUUCCACAGCGAGCACCGCAGUUCAUCUCCGGAGCCGCAGGGAUAAGCUAAUGUUUUGCACAUUUAUAAUAACUGAUGUUUUUAUGUAAUUGUUCCAUUUAUUUUCUGUGCAGCAUUAUC
Molecule: messenger RNA, 2172 nt
Organism: Labrus mixtus (cuckoo wrasse)
Lineage: Eukaryota; Metazoa; Chordata; Actinopteri; Labriformes; Labridae
Gene: qrfp
Product: pyroglutamylated RFamide peptide
Exons: 1
Coding region: 491-964 (157 amino acids)
Molecular function (GO): orexigenic neuropeptide QRFP receptor binding
Source: RefSeq, a predicted model, not a curated record